AUGCGGGCUUGUGUUGAGUGUGGAGAAGCCUUGAAGUCCUGGAUGUCAACAGGUCACGAUCGUUCAGAACUCUUUGUCACAACUAAGGUUUGGACCACAGAUCUCUGUGACCCUGCAGCAGCGGUAAGGAGCGCGGAGAUCUCCAUUGAGGAGUUGGACCUAGGUGCCGUAGAUUUGGUCAUGGUGCAUUGGCCCAUGCCCGAGAAACACGUGGCGGCCUAUCUGGCCUUAGAAGACUUGGUUAAGAAAGGGAAGGCCAAGGGCCUUGGCAUCUCCAACUACAGCCCCGCUGACUACGAGGAGUUGAUGAAGGUGGCCUCCAUCGAACCGUUGGUGAAUACCUUCGAAAACAAUCCUCUGCUCUACCGCAAGGAGUGGUGUGACUACUUCCAGCAGAAGGGCGUGGUGGUUCAGGCCUACAAGCCUUUGCAGCGAGGAGGUCCCGUGUUGGACUCUCCCACUGUGAAGGGCAUCGCGGAGAAAGCGAAAAAGACACCAGCGCAAGUUUGCCUUCGGUGGAAUUUGGAGAAAGGAAAUGCUGUGGUAUUUAAAAGCCUCACUCCUUCACGUAUAGAGGAGAAUGUGCAGGUCUUUGACUUCUCCUUGUCCUCAGAGGACAUGGCCAAGUUGGAUGCCCUCACCACCCCAGAGGUGGUGCAGGAAGCUCAAGGUCAUUGGGAGCAACGCCGCAACGGCACCCCAGCGCCUUGGGGUCCUGGCUUGAGGCCACGGCGCGAGGAAGAACUUGCUGCUCGCUGAGCUCGAGAGAAGAGAUUGGUUGAAGAAA
This is a messenger RNA of Cladocopium goreaui, 787 nucleotides long. The record is from the annotation of a GenBank genome assembly. NCBI's taxonomy places the organism in Eukaryota, Dinophyceae, Suessiales, Symbiodiniaceae.